AGUAAGAUUGCAGGAGCUCAGUGGUGCUGUCUUACCCUCCUCUCUCACUCUCUCUUUCUUUCUUGCUCUCAUUCUUUGCUCUUGUUCUCUGAUUCAGCUCUAAACAUGGCAGACGUUUUUGUUGGCACAUGGAACUUAAAGGAGAGCAAAAAUUUCGAUGACUACAUGAAAGCCCUCGGCGUGGGCUUUGCCACGCGUCAGGUUGGCAGUAUGACCAAGCCCACAACCAUCAUUUCCUUGGAGGGCGACGUCAUCACACUUAAGACCAUCAGCACUUUCAAAACCACAGAAAUCAAUUUCAAACUGGGAGAAGAAUUUGACGAGACCACUGCAGAUGACCGUAAAGUCAAGUCUGUGGUAACUGUAGAUGGAGGCAAAUUGGUUCAUGUUCAGAAAUGGGACGGUAAAGAGACAACCCUGGUCCGAGAUGUCAAUGACAACAGCCUCAUACUGACAUUGACGCUUGGUGACGUUGUAUCCACACGACACUAUGUAAAGGGGGAAUAAAGGGAAACCUCAGUCACAACCUGUCCUCAUCAAUGGUUAUGUACAUUUCCAAUGGAUUUUCUGUGGUGUUUCAUUUGCACAGUUCCUCAAACACUGAAUAAAAUUCCACUUUCAUACCUCCAGAUGUCUGUAUUAGAGCUCAUAUACUGGGUGUGUGAUAUGCUUCUUCAGUCAGUGUUAUGGCAUAUGCCUUUGGUCUACAAUAAAUGACAUUUGCUCCAAA
This is a messenger RNA of Sinocyclocheilus anshuiensis, 730 nucleotides long. RefSeq names its product fatty acid-binding protein, heart-like. NCBI's taxonomy places the organism in Eukaryota, Metazoa, Chordata, Actinopteri, Cypriniformes, Cyprinidae. The record is from RefSeq and is a predicted model, not a curated record. The transcript has 4 exons. Gene Ontology annotation, molecular function: lipid binding. Bases 106 to 507 code for a protein of 133 amino acids.